AUGAUUUCAAAUGUGACUCAAACUGAGAAUAUGUAUCUCUGCCAUCCACUCCGGCCAAACUCCUGUCCAAAAUUGCACCGUCUUACUGUUGUUAAAGUGGCAUUGUAUUCUUUUUUUGUGCUCAUGAUCCUCUCAACAGUUUUUGGGAACCUGCUGAUCAUCAUCUCAGUCUCUCACUUCAAACAGCUUCAGUCUCCAACUCAUCUGAUCGUUCGCUCUCUGGCUGCCAGUGACUGUCUGCUGGGCUCUUUGGUCAUGCCGUACAGCAUGGUGCGAUCUGUUGAAGGCUGCUGGUAUCUUGGAGAUUUCUUGUGUAAAGUUCAUACUAGUUUAGACAUGACUUUCUCUAUGUCCUCCUUACUGCAUUUAAGUUUAAUAUCUGUUGACAGAUACUGGGCCAUUUGUGACCCUCUGAGGUACAAAAUGAGGGUCACAAACAACACUGUGACUGUUUUUACUACCUUCAUAUGGCUUUUUUCUUUUUUGUACAGUUUCUCUGUUGUGUUUUCAGGGAUGAGUGCAGUUGGAAUAGAGAUGCUUAUAUUGCAGAGUUAUUGUGUGGGAAAUUGUGUUGUGGUUUUUAACAAGGAGUGGAGUAUUAUAUCUCCAGUUCUCGUAUUCUUCCUUCCAGGGAUGAUCAUGAGCUCUCUGUAUGUGAAAAUCUUCUAUGUUGCACGAAAACAUGCAAAAGUUAUGUCAGAAAGAGUGACUGGAGGGUUGAAGAGCCAAACCUCUGCUCACAGAGAGAGAAAAGCAGCUAAAACUCUGGCCAUUGUCAUGGGUGUUUAUUUGUUCUGCUGUCUGCCGUAUUUUACUGCGUCUGUUCUUGACCUGAGCUGGCAGCCAUCUUGCCCUAUGGGGUGAGGCUGGCUUCCAUCUGGCCUCGUGGUGCGGGGUUGGUGGUUAUGCACCGCAGUGGCGUUGGGUCGGCGGCCAUCUAAUGCUGUGCUUCCUCUCGCCCACCUCCUCCUCAACGACCUCCCCUGGUCCCGCGAAACACGACCAGGCGGGUUCCUUCAAAGCGACCGCCUCUCUCCCGCUCGAUGGCUUGGGAAGAAGAGUUAAA
Messenger RNA from Carassius auratus (goldfish), 1066 nucleotides. RefSeq names its product trace amine-associated receptor 4-like. The transcript has a single exon. Gene Ontology annotation, cellular component: membrane. Gene Ontology annotation, biological process: G protein-coupled receptor signaling pathway. Bases 1 to 864 code for a protein of 287 amino acids. Lineage: Eukaryota; Metazoa; Chordata; Actinopteri; Cypriniformes; Cyprinidae. The record is from RefSeq and is a predicted model, not a curated record. Gene Ontology annotation, molecular function: trace-amine receptor activity.